This is a messenger RNA of Dendrobium catenatum, 1338 nucleotides long. RefSeq names its product mitogen-activated protein kinase kinase 4-like. Gene Ontology annotation, biological process: protein phosphorylation. NCBI's taxonomy places the organism in Eukaryota, Viridiplantae, Streptophyta, Magnoliopsida, Asparagales, Orchidaceae. The transcript has a single exon. Gene Ontology annotation, molecular function: ATP binding; protein serine/threonine kinase activity. Bases 165 to 1202 code for a protein of 345 amino acids. Gene Ontology annotation, cellular component: cytoplasm. The record is from RefSeq and is a predicted model, not a curated record.
GCAUGAUCUCCCCUGCUCCAUUUCAUUAAACCCUAACUCCCAAAGUCCCUCCUUUGGCUCCCCUGCAACUCGGUGGAAUCAUCAAUCAAGCUCAAAGAAACCUUCUUUCUGCUCCUUCUCCUUGAAAUCCUUUUGACGCAUCGUCAUAUGGUCCCAUCUUCGUUAUGAGGCCGGCGGGAUCUCCGGGGCCAACCACUGCAGGCCGGCCACGGCGGCGGCCGGACCUUACCCUCCCCCUACCCAAACGGGACCCGACCCUCGCCGUUCCCCUCCCUCUCCCCCCUCCCUCGAACACCUCGACGGCGACCCCCCCAACCACCGCCGGUCAACUCCUAACCCCAAACCUCUCUGACCUCGAACGCGUCCGCCGCGUCGGCAUCGGCAGCGGCGGCACGGUAUACAUGGUCCGGCACCGUCCCACCGGCAGGAUCUAUGCCAUGAAAGUCAUUUAUGGCAACCACGAGGACGCCGUCCGCCGCCAGAUCUACCGCGAAAUCGAGAUCCUUCGAACCGCUGAUAACCCCUUUGUCGUUCGAUGCCACGGCAUGUACGACCACGCCGGCGAGAUCCAGAUUCUCCUCGAAUACAUGGACGGAGGGUCCCUAGAAGGCCAUCGGAUCUCAUCGGAGCGAUCUCUCGCUGAUGUCGCCCGUCAGAUUCUCUUAGGCCUCGCCUAUCUCCACAGCCGAAAAAUCGUUCAUCGCGACAUCAAACCAUCAAAUCUUCUGAUAAACGCCGCGCAUCAGGUUAAGAUUGCCGAUUUCGGGGUCGGAAGAAUCCUCGCGCGGACAAUGGAUCCCUGUAACUCAUCGGUGGGCACUAUAGCUUAUAUGAGCCCGGAGAGGAUCAAUACCGAUCUGAAUCAUGGAAACUACGACGGAUACGCCGGCGAUAUCUGGAGUUUUGGGAUCAGCAUAUUGGAAUUCUAUCUGGGAAAAUUUCCAUUUGGGGAGAAUAUCGGGAGACAGGGGGAUUGGGCGAGCCUUAUGUGCGCUAUCUGCUACUCGAAUCCGCCGGAGGCGCCGGCGACUGCGUCGAGCGAUUUGAGGAAUUUUAUUGCUUGUUGUCUUCAAAAGGAACCGGCUCGCCGCCUCACAGCUGUUCAGCUCCUUCAACACCGUUUCAUCACGCAGCAAUCGCCAUUGUCGUCUUCAUCAUCAUCUUCUUCUUCCUCCUCUUCCAUAACGAAUCCCCGAGCUUAAGCUUUUGUAUGAAUUGAAUUAGGUCCGAGAUGGAUGUUGGGGUGGCGAUCGAUAGAUUUGUUGAACUCCUUUUUUGUGGAUUUGAUUUUAGCUCAGUGGCACUUUAUUAAUCAAUAAAAAUAUGAGCUUUUUUAUA